AUGACCAAAUUUUAUUUUAAUAUUUUUGUUCUCCUUGUCUUCUUUACCGCUGUUUCGACAGCUUUAACUACUCGUAAUGAUUUAUCAAUUCACAAACUUGAAAAACGAACCACGUGUCCAUAUAAUUCUAAGAGGAGUGUUUUGAUCGAACGAAACGAAGACAAACAAUGUUCUUGCAGCAUGGCAGAAGCGAUUUUCUCAAAUAAACUUCAGGGACUCUUUUUCUUUGCACAAGAUGAAUGUGGUAGCACUACUAUUGCAGGUCUUUUUAGUAGUGGUUUUGAAGUAUUCAACUCAACCUCGAACAUCACUUUUGAAAUCAUUGAUAGCUGCAAUCGUACCCUCUAUGAUCUCACUGAUGGAUUGAACGUACAAUUUAAUUAUAAUGGCAGCACAAAACCUUUCAGAUAUACCUUCGAUGAAAUCAACCUUGAUUGUGAUAAAGAUGGAAUCCUGUUCCCACAAGUCGGUAAAUCACACUAUAACAAACGUACUUGCGAUAGUCUUAGGCGCCGUGAUGGUGAAAAUCAAGUGGCUUGUAAGGAAAGUGGUGACAUUUUUGAAGCAACGAUUAUAAGUGAUGUGGAAACAUAA
Molecule: messenger RNA, 594 nt
Organism: Funneliformis geosporum
Lineage: Eukaryota; Fungi; Glomeromycota; Glomeromycetes; Glomerales; Glomeraceae
Source: the annotation of a GenBank genome assembly